Penicillium brasilianum is the source of this 2563-nucleotide messenger RNA. The record is from the annotation of a GenBank genome assembly. NCBI's taxonomy places the organism in Eukaryota, Fungi, Ascomycota, Eurotiomycetes, Eurotiales, Aspergillaceae.
CCGCAUCUCGGCUUCGGGAGCUGUUGGCUUCGGCUACGUAACAGCAACAGGGCGUUUUUGAGGCCUUUUUCUUUCUCUCCUGAAAACCACUCUCCGCUUUCUCUCCUCCCAACCUCGCUUUUGGGAGAUAUCUGUGACUUUAAUUGUUUGUGAACUCGGUCCCUCUACACAUCAUGGCUGCUCGACUCCCUCUCGUGCGCCUUUCCGGCCAGCGCCUGACGACUCUGUCCCGGGCCACUCGGGCUACCAGCCGGCUUAGCGGAGCCCAGAGCCUGUCCACCCUCACUCGCUCCAAUGCCUUCCCCAGGGCCUCUGGCCUGCUGCAGGCAUCCUCGGGCAUCAAUGUCUCGCGCAACCUCGCCCCGUUCGUGGGCUCCCAGAUUCGCACCUACGCCGAUUCCAUCGUCAAGGUCCCCCAGAUGGCCGAGUCGAUCACAGAGGGUACUCUGAAGCAGUUCUCUAAACAGGUUGGCGACUAUGUUGAGCGUGAUGAGGAGAUUGCCACCAUCGAGACCGACAAGAUUGACGUUUCCGUGAACGCCCCGGAAGCCGGCACUAUCAAGGAGCUUCUCGUGAACGAGGAGGACACCGUUACCGUCGGCCAGGAUCUCAUCAGACUGGAGGUUGGCGGUGCUGCUCCCGAGGCCAAGGAGGAGACCGCUUCCGAGCAGCCCAAGGAGCCUGCUUCUACUGAGAAGCCAAAGGAGACUGCCGCUGAGCCUGAGAAGCCUAAGGAGACCAAGCCUGCGCCCCCCAAGCAGGCCCCUGCUAAGGCCGAGUCCCCCAAGCCUGCUGCUACCGAGUCCACGCCCGCCAUUGGCGGUCGCGAGGAGCGCCGGGUCAAGAUGAACCGCAUGCGUCUGCGCAUUGCUGAGCGUCUGAAGCAGUCCCAGAACACUGCUGCUUCGCUGACUACCUUCAACGAGGUUGACAUGUCCUCUCUGAUGGAGUUCCGCAAGCUGUACAAGGAUGAUGUUCUCAAGAAGACCGGUGUCAAGCUGGGCUUCAUGAGCGCUUUCUCCCGGGCUUGCGUGCUGGCCAUGAAGGACGUCCCCGCCGUCAAUGCCUCCAUUGAGGGCCCCAACGGCGGUGACACCAUCGUCUACCGUGACUACGUCGACAUCAGUGUUGCUGUUGCUACCGAGAAGGGUCUGGUCACCCCGGUUGUUCGCAACACCGAGACCAUGGACCUGGUCGGCAUUGAGCAGUCGAUCGCCGAGCUGGGCAAGAAGGCUCGCGACAACAAGCUGACCAUUGAGGAUAUGGCCGGCGGUACUUUCACUAUCAGCAACGGUGGUGUCUUCGGCUCCCUGAUGGGCACUCCCAUCAUCAACCUUCCCCAGACUGCCGUCCUCGGUCUCCACGCCAUCAAGGACAAGCCCGUCGCUGUGAAUGGCAAGGUUGAGAUUCGCCCGAUGAUGUACCUCGCUCUCACCUACGACCACCGUCUCUUGGAUGGCCGUGAGGCUGUCACUUUCCUUGUCAAGGUCAAGGAGUACAUUGAGGACCCCCGCCGCAUGCUCCUCGGUUAAACGAUUCCACCCUCGGUACCCUAUCGGUUGAUUUGCGUCUGUCGUGCUUAGAGCCGCCAUUGUCACCCUCUGUAGAUUAUUCGAAUUCUAAAAUAUUACUGCCAUGUCACUGACCCUACCCAGUUGAGGUGUUUUUGAGUGUGUAGUGUUUUGGAGUAGCCCAUUCGGCGUAGCCUCUUCUUUGCGCGGUCGUCGUGCUCCGGACAUUUAGAUUCGGUGUAGGGAUGAAUUCUCGUGGGCAAAGAGGGGAACAAAGGGUGGUCGUGAUUCUCUUCUGUGCGCACUCCUGGUGGACGCAGGUCCUCGAGUCUUAGCAGACUGUGGCCCGUCCGCCCGCUCGAGUUGGGGGUGUCAAAUAGCACUAGGAAUAUGCGUUUCUCUCAAUUGGCAGCACGUGGGUCGUUCAGCGCCAGCCGAUCCGCUGCUUCAGCUGUUGAGUUUCAGCAGGGGUCAGGCUACCGAGCUUGCCUUGUUCGAGCUGAAUGAGGAUAGGCGGGUCGAGUGUGGUCAUGAGCUCGAAAAGGAAGUCGAUCACGGUAGCUUUGAACGGGGCCCAUGAAUACCCGUGGUAGAGCGAUUCCCACCUGGCCUCGUCAUCCGGGGAGUCUGGUAUGUCUGCCGCAUAGCGUUCGCGGACAUCCGACCAUCUGGAGAUUCGCUGGUCACCAUUCGGGUGCCAUGAGUAGAAGGUGCGGAGUGCUCCUCGGGGUGUGAUCUCCAAGAAAUGCUCCUCCAGCGCGGCCUGGAUCAUGAAACGGGCGCCUAGGUCGAACCAACGCGUCUCGGAGACCUUGGAAACCGCGAGCGAGCCCAGUCCCAGGAACUGAUCCCCGAUAUCCUUUAGGUAUGGGGUUUUGUCACCCUGGGCGCGACGUGUCGUGUCCGGGUGGGGGUAGUUCCAGAGAAGACAGACCAAGUCGAAAAUCCGCAAUUUGAUCGCAAGGUCCAACGGCAGGGGGCUGUCCGGCUGAUGGGUGGCAAUCACAGCUUUCAGGGCUACGAUGAUUAGAGCGUACACUUGAAGAACGCAG